CAGGUGUCUCGACGCGGAAGAUAUCUGAAGCGGCGACUCAGGAGAAUGCGCAAAAUGGGAACUAUCUUGCAGGCCCCACGGUCGGACUGGCGCUGCCACUGGCAGCGAGCUUAUAACGACCGUGGUGUCCAUCUUCAGGGGAUGGGAUUGAGAUUUCUGGUCUAGGUAGGUAGGUCAUAGUCGUCCUUCGUCUCCGUCUUCGAGUCUCCCAGUCUUCGACAAAAGAAUGGGCAUCUCAGCAAUGGACCUGAAACGAUUGGCCAGCCGGGACCUCCUCUCGCAAGACAACGAUCCCAACAUCGGUAGUGCGCGGGGAACGUCAACAGAUGCCUUCACGUCGACGCUAACGGUGAAUUCACUUAUUUUUGUGGGGAUCACGGCGCUGUUCUUUGUGCUGCGGCGGUACAACCGGCGUGUCUAUGCUCCGUUGACUUGUGUCCCCGGCAUCGAGUCCUGGAGACAGCUCAAGUACUCCGACAAAUCGAAGCAUGGCGUCGUCGAUGUCGUCGAGGGACUGGAUGGAUUCUCGAAGCAGCUGGGGUGGAUGAGAAAUGUCUGGAGGCUUCCAGAUGAGACCGUAUUGCGCACGAAUGGCCUCGACGGGUACCUAUUCCUUCGGUACAUUCGUCAAUCGAUGAUGCUAUGCUUUGUAGGCGUGCUCAUGACGUUCAUACUGUUUCCGAUCAAUGCGACGGGAAACGCGGGCCAGGCAGGGCUGGACCUGCUCAGUCUGAGCAACCUGGGGAAAUCGAACGAUAAGCGUCUCUACGCGCACGUCCUAGUGAGCUACAUCUACUUCAGCUUCGUGCUGUUCGUCGUGUACCGCGAAUUGAUAUUCUACGUUGCGAUCCGGCAGGCAUACAUGCACAGCGACAUGUACGCGCCGCGAUCGUCGGCGCGCACGAUUCUGAUCACGGCGAUACCCGUGAAGUUCCGCAGCGAGCAGGCGUUGAAGGCCGUCUUUGGCGAGACCGUCGAGCAUGUCCGCGUCAACAGGAAGAAUCCAAAGCUGGAUAAGCUGCUUAAGAGAAGGAACUAUACCGCCAUGAAGCUGGAGGAGGCGGAGGUCGCAUUGAUCAGGCGGAGUUGCCACCGCGAACUGAGGAUAGCUCGCUGGGGGAUCAGUGAGGACGGGGGGAGUCUGUUCAAGAGGUGGUUUACCAGGUUGAAGCGACCGACGCAUCGGGUCAGGUGGGGGAAGAAGGUGGAUACUAUCGAGUGGUGUCGGGCAGAACUGGCGAAGUUGAACGGGCGAGUGAGCGGGCUUCAGGAAUUGCAGCGGUCAGGAGAUAGUGGUGAAGUGUGCAACUCGGCCUUCGUCUCGUUCACCAGCCAAUCCAAUGCACAACGUGCUCUCCGGGUCGUGAUCCACGACUUGACAAUCCAGAUGGCCCCCCGCAGCAUCGGAGUAUCGCCCAGCGAAGUGGUCUGGGAGAAUCUCAACACCGGCUGGUUCGAGCGCCAGAUCAGAGUCGUCCUCACGACGGCGUUCUUCGCGUUCAUGACAAUGUUCUGGUCAAUACCUAAUGCCUUCGUUGGAACACUAUCGCAGCUCGAAUACCUCGCCACAUAUCUUCCCUUUCUGGAAAUCAUUCAGUAUCUGCCAGAUUUCAUUGUUGGUGCGAUUACGGGUUUGCUACCGCCGCUGCUGCUGUCACUACUAUUGGAGCUGGUGCCGACUAUCUUGAGAUGGCUUAUUACACUCUCCGGGGAAGCCUCAAGACCUAGCAUAGAACUCAAGCUGCAGAGUUGGUACUUCAUCUUCCUCGUCAUUCAGGUCUUCCUGGUCACGACCAUCACCUCGGCUGCCUCAGCAGCCGCCACACAGAUCAUCAAAGAUCCUACAUCCAUUACUGGUCUGCUGGCCGAGAACCUCCCAAAGGCGUCCAACUUUUAUAUCUCCUACAUGCUGCUACAAGGACUCUCCGUCUCCUCCAGCAUCGUCCUCCAACUAGCCACCUUGAUCUUCUACAAGAUCCUCGGCUACUUCGACAACACGCCGCGCAAGACCUGGCGGCGCUGGUCCUCCCUAGUUGACCCGGGCAUGGGCAGUCUCUUCCCCUUCUACUCGAACCUGGUAGUCGUAAGCCUGACCUACUCGAUCAUCGCGCCUCUCGUCCUCCUCUUCGCCACGCCAGGCCUGGGGCUAGUCUACCUCGCCUACCGCUACAACUUCCUAUUCGUGUACAACACCAAGGUGGACACGAAAGGGCUCGCCUACCCACGGGCAUGGAAGCAGACGCUGGUGGGCGUGUACCUGUGCCAGGGCUGUCUCGCAGGUCUUUUCGCGCUCAAGGCACAAAUCGGGCCUGUCAUCCUGGAGCUAAUCCUCAUCGCGAUCACGGUGGCGUUCCAGAAGUCGCUCACGGCGAACGUCACCACGCUGCUGGAGCACCUUCCCGACGUCCCCGCCGCCAGCCACGGCGACCUCGAGGCCGACCCCAUGUUCGCCCCAACCACGGGCGAGAAAGAAAAAAGCGUCAUCGCCUUCGCCGAGCGCACGCUCAGCAGCUUCUCAAAGACCUCUAGCGCGACCCUGCCCCUUUCCCGACACGGCGGCGGUACGGGCACAUGGGGCCGCCUCCUCCGCCCAGAGCUCUAUCUCGACCACCGCGUGCUCGAAAAGCUCGUGCCGCGCCUUGACGGCCCGCCGCCGCAGCUGCAGUUCGACGAGGACGUGUAUCAGCACCCCUCUGUUACCGCGCCGCAGCCCGUCAUAUGGGUGCCGAGGGAUCAAGCGGGAGUCGCGGAAAGGGAGAUGGAGAUGACGAGGAAGGUACAUCCGAUUAGUGAUGCGGGACUCGCGUUGGACAAGGAUGGUGGGUUCGUGCUGGAUAUGGAUCACGUUGUGCCGCCGGAUUGGGAGGCGGAGGAGUUGUGGGCUGUGUAAACUCUGGAGUGGGAUUGGCAGUAUGAUGCGUAAAGGCGGUGUAUUUUAGACAUUUUGGGCGUGCAUGCGGGUGGGAUUUGUGCAUACUGUAUACUGUAUAGGUACCUAAAAUGGUAACGAGUUUCGUUUGUG
Molecule: messenger RNA, 3022 nt
Organism: Tricharina praecox
Lineage: Eukaryota; Fungi; Ascomycota; Pezizomycetes; Pezizales; Pyronemataceae
Product: DUF221 domain-containing protein
Exons: 10
Coding region: 227-2890 (887 amino acids)
Cellular component (GO): plasma membrane
Molecular function (GO): calcium-activated cation channel activity
Source: RefSeq, a predicted model, not a curated record